Messenger RNA from Paramecium sonneborni, 6474 nucleotides. Lineage: Eukaryota; Ciliophora; Oligohymenophorea; Peniculida; Parameciidae. The record is from the annotation of a GenBank genome assembly.
AUGAAAUAUAAAAUGCAUUAAAGUUUUGGGCAAACCCUAUCAAUAGAAAUAGCAAAGAUAGCUAAUAACAAAAAUAUGUUCAAUAUUGAAGCCUUAGUUGUUAUAUUGAUUAAUUUUAUAUCAUUAAUGAGCUUUACAAUCAAUAUUGAGAAGAAUUAAGGAUAUAUGUAUUUUAAUGAAGUAUUAAAUAAUAUUAAUGAUAGUUUUUGAGUGUUUUCACUAAUCCACCAGACAUAUUGUUUGUGCCUAUAAACAUGCUACUCUUAAUUUUGUAUGUGUUUGUUUAUGGAUGCUUAUUGUUGUUAUCAUAUUCAUAAUACAGCAGUUAAAAUAAAAUCAUGAUAUCAAACAAAUAAUUCAAACAACUUAGAUUCAUUCUUUCCUUGAUUUCUGAAUGCAUAGUUUAACUCACCUGCCCAAUAGUAGUCACUUGAUUUAUUCUAGUUAUCUAUCAAUAUGGGAUUGUUUAGCAAAUAAAGUAGUGCUUGGGUCACAGUGCCAAUCUUGAAUAUUGUGCUACAUUCAAUCAUUUUGUUUUGUUACUUUUAUUUUUACAGAAGUUACCAAUUCAAUUAACUAGGAUUGUACAGAAAUUUCAAUUUAAUUUCCUAUUCUUAUUACAUCAUUACGAUUUUUGUAGUUGCUAUUGAUUGGAAUGCAUCUCUAUCAAUACAACCUUAUAUUCUAUUAUUAAUGAGUAUUUUAAUGCUUAUAGAUCUUAUAUUAUUUAUACCUUAUAAACUCACAUUUGAAAAUCAAAUUUAUUUGUUGGGUUGUACUGGAUUAUUUAUUUUGGCAAUGUUAGCUUCAUUAAAGUAAAUCUUAAUUUACAUCAAUAAAGAUAAUAUAUUUGAAACCUUUAUUAUUUCAUAUCCAAUUUUUUAUUGUUUAUUUAAAUAGAUAUAAAAUUUGAAAUGGAAAGAAUUGUUGUUGUACAUGAGAACUGGAUCUAUGAAACAAAUAGAUACAAAGAAACUAUGUUUAUCAUUAGAAGCCUUAGUUUGGUAUAUAGAAUAAGCAAGAAAUAACUCUCAUAUUUUUAUAUAGACUCUUUUUAUAUUAAAAAAUCAUACUAUAAAUUGUAAUGAUUUAAAUUGUGAAUGUAAAGAAGACUUAUCUAAAUUAUACACUUAAAAUUUUGAAAGUAUGACUCAUCGAUCAUCCUUCUAAUCUAAAACUGCUCUUCUUAGUAAUGGAGAUAAAAAUAGUAAUCAACAGAAUUUAUCAUAAAAUUUAGAUGUAAGUUAAUUUUAGAAAACUAUCAAAGAUGUAAGUAGAAGAAAUGAUUCUUAUGUUGGAAUACCUGGAGUGGUUGAUAUUCAUCCAAAAUUAAAUAAAACUUUAAUAUUUUAACCAAUGAAAUUUUUAUAGAAUAAUCAAAUUGAUGAAGAAUUAAUAGCUCAAUAUGUAAAAAGGUAAUUUCACUCAACAAUUUAAUAACUAUCUUUUUCAAUUAAUUUAGAAGAUGUUGAAUAUUUAUCUUUGAAAUAUAUUUCUUUUAUGUUUUUGUUCAAAUAAAAUAGUUCCUCAUCUUUAACUAAAUUAAGAUAAAUAUAGAGUAGAACAGUUAAAUUUUCAUAUUUCUUUUCUAACAUUGUUAAAGUAACAGAAGAACAAUUUAUAGAUGCACUCAAAUUAAGACAUGUUGAAGAAAAGAGUACAUUCGAUGAUAUUGUUAAAAUGAAUGUAACAGAAAUAUGGAGAUUAGAAAUGGUUAAAGAUGAAAUAGUUUCAAAUAUAGUUAGUGUUUUAAAAAAGAAAAUUAAAUUAUGGGAAAAUUUAUGUUCUGGAGAAAUAUCUAAUAUGGAUAGAUUAUUAAUUGAUAUAAUUACAAUAUCAAAAUAAAUAGAAAAAAGUAGAAAUUAAGUUGAUUAAAUAUUAAAUGAUUUUGCUGGUUCUGUUUAAAAGAAUUAUUCCUAUUAUUUAAAAUAUUAAUGUUUUAGAUCACUUUUUUUUGAUUCAGAUUAUAAAAAAGCAGUAUUGUAUUAAAGGAAAGUAGAAGAUUGUUGGUAAUUAAGUAGAGUAGCACAUAAAUAAGGAUAGAUUGGAAAUUUCUAAUGGUUAUCUGGAGAUUUAGUUACAUUAGAAGUUAGUGUAGGAGUUUUGAGUGGAUAAAUCAUAAAAGGAUUUUCUAAUCGAUUAGUUGAUUUAUUAGGUUAUUCAAAUUAUGAUGAUAUGAUACAAAAUUUACGUAUAAGAGGAUUAUAAUCUAGUAGUUCUACUUCUAAUUCUGAUAAAAUUGGAAUAUCUAGUAUUAUGCCACCUUAUUUAACAGCUUCUCAUAAUUAUUUUAUUUAAAGAUUUAUUCAAAGAGGUUAUACUUAAUAUUAUGAUAAACCUAUUAGUUCUUUUGCUUGUGAUUCUUUAGGAUUUGUAUUUCCUAUUAAUGUUAAUUUGUCAUUUAAUUUUUAAAAUAUGAAUGAUUUUACACUCCUUGGAUCUAUCUUAAAAAUUAAAGAUGAAGACGAAUAUUUAAUAUUUGAUGAAUGGGGACGAAUAUUAGGAGUUUCAAUGAGAACUUUUGAUAAAUUAAUAUUAAAAGGAGCUCUUGAUGAAUUUGGUAUGGUUUAAUACAAAUCUAUACAUUAAAAAUUUGAUAAAAUUGGAAAUCUUAAAAAUAAUUUAAUUAAUAAAAUAGCAAAAGAUAAUCAUGCUAAAUUAUUUAAAAAGACUCUAACUGUCAAUUAGAAAUAAAGUACUUCUAGAAGCUAAGUUAGAAGAACAUAUUAAAAACCAUCUGAUAUUCUUUUGUAAUUUGGGAGUAUUUAACAUUUCUUACCAUAAAUUGGAAAAUCUAUUACAGAUAUAUUAUCAAAAGAUAUUUUUAAAAAAUUAUAAAGAGAAUCUUAAGAAUAAUUUAAUAAAUUAGUAGAUAAUCAAAAUAAUUAAUAAAAUAUUUUAGAAAAAUAAGCUAGCAAUUUAUUUUAAAGAUAACUUAGUUAAUUUAUGGAUAGAUAAUAAAGUAUCAAUAAUUAAGGAUUAAGUAGUGCUAUGUUAGAUAAAGAUUAAUAUAGAAAUUUUAUACUCAAUACAUUUGUAGAUGAUAAAGGACUUAUGAAGAAAAAUAUUUCUGUUUUGUAGGAUGAGAAAUUAGUACUUUAUAUUCCAAGAAAUUAUAAUGAAUUAAUUGAAUAUUUUAAUGAUGCAGGAGAGCGAUUUAUAGAAAGUAAGAAUGAUUUUGAAACCAAAUCUAUUAGAAGAUAAUAAUUAUAAAAUAAGUAUUCAUACAUCAAAUAAUAACAAAAUUGCUAUCAUCUUUUUGAUGCUGAAUUUUAAGAUUUUAUUGAUAACAAAAUAAGAAAAUACUAUUCAAAAGCUUUACUUAAAGAAGCAUUAGAAUCUUAAGAUGCUAAAUUACUAUAGCAAGUAAGAUAUAAAUGUGUUUCAUCUAUUGAUGUAGGUUUAGGAGGAAUAAAUGAUAAAGAUUAAUUUUUAUAUUUUGUUUGUAGAUUAUCAUCAUUAAAUUUAUAAACUGCUAAAAGAAAAGAUGUUUUGAAGAUACAUAUGAAAAAGGAGAAAAAUUAAUAAUUUGAUGGAGGUGAAGAAUUAAGAAAAAGUUUAAUAUAAUAAUUUUCAUCAAUGGAAUCAGUUGAUAAAUAGAAACCUGCUUGGGGAUAAUCUCUUUCUAUAUAAUAAUAAGAUAGUUUUGGUCCAUAAUAAUAAAUAAAAUUUAAAGGAGAAAUAGAUUAACCAAUAAUUGUAACUCUAGCAAUUCCUGAUAGUAGAACAUAUAUGUCUUCUUUAGAUAGAGAAGAAGGACCUAAUAUGAAAGUUAACUUUGAAGCCUAAAAUUAAAAAUUAAAUGAAUCUUCCUUUGAUUUAGAAGGAUCUAUGAGAGAAAGUCUGAUAUAAAGUGGUAAUCAUUCUAUGAAAUAAUCAUUGAAUUUAAAUGUUCCAUCAUUAUCAAGAUAAAAUUCUCUUGAAAAAAUGAAAUAACAAUAAUAAAAAGAGUUAAUUUAAUCUAAAGAAUUUAAUAAAGAAUAAUCUAGUAGUUUAUCUGAUAAAAAAGUAGAACCACCUAAAAAAAAAUUAAAAUUGUCUUUUUUAAAAAAAAUGGAAAAAGCUCUUGUUCCCAAAGAUCCCCCAACAGGAAGUCCUACUACUCCUAUAUCGUCUCCAAAUCCAAUUAUUUUAUAAAAUUAAUAAUAACCUGAAAAAACACAUUCUAAUUUAAGUAUACCAGAAGAAAAAAGAAGUUCUUUAUUAAGUCCUACUGGCUUAUUUACUAAAUUAUUUACUCGUUUAAAUUUAAGAAGGGUUUCUAAUAUUGAAAUUAAAAAUGAUUAAUUUGAAGCACAAGAUUAAGGUUUUAAAGAAUAAUCUGAAAAUUCAGAUAAAGAAGAAUUAAAGAAAAAUGGAUAAAGUACUCCUUCUGGUACUAAUUCUAUGUCUAGUAAUAAUAUUACAAGCCAAGCAGAAAUUAAUGUUGAAGAAGAUGAUUAAAAAAAUGAAGAUGAAUUAGUUAAUAUUUUUGAAGUUAUGAGUUAAGCUUCUAAUCAUCAAUCUAUUAAAUCUAUUUCAGCCAUCUCAAUGGCCACUCAUAUAUCUUUAAGAUGUUUGAAAUAUUUACCUAGACAAGCUAAAUCAUUAUAAAUUUUUAAAAUUGUUUUAAUCAUGUUAAAUAUAUCCAGUAUUAUUAGUCUUGUUAUGACAACCUAAGAUUAUUUUAAUAUGUUAAGUGUAGAUCAAUUAAGUUUAAAAAUUAAUAAUUAAUAUCGAUAUUCCACAAUCGUAUUAUAAUCUACUAAUUCUAUCGAUUAAUAAUAAAUUAUAACAUUUUAAUAACCAAUUAAUACUACUUUAAUGACUAAUCUUAUUAUUUAUUGCUCUAACUUAAGUCUAGAAAUUAGUUAAUCAUAUUUUAGUGUUGUAGAUUAAAUUUUAAAAGCUGUUUCAUUUCCAUUACCUAAACCUGAUGUUUUAAGUAUUCCUGAUGAUUUUUUAAUUGUUUCUCUAUCAUAAUUUCUUACAUAAUAAAAAAUUGAAAUAGAUUCCAUUUAAUUCAUACUUAAUUAUAAUAGAAGUGAUAUCACUUUUCAUUAACUUUACAAUAAUUCAAUGGAUUAUUUAUUAAGUCGUCUUAUUUUUACACAAUCCUAAAUAAAUAAUAUGAGUUAAUAAUUAAGAGAUUAUAAGAACUCCAUUAUUUUUAAUUAAGCAUUACUUGUAACCUAUUUAAUGACAAGUUUUGGUGGAUUACAUUUAAUUAUUAUUUUCUUAAUUGUACCUUUUAUUAGAUAAAUUAAUAAUAUUUAUUUUCGUGUUCUUUGCAUUCUAAGUAGAGUUACUUUAGAAGAAGCAGAAGAUGAAAUUAAAAAACUUACUCUCUCUUAACAUUUACUUGAAGCCUAAGAUGAUUCAUGGGUCACUUAAAAUCAAGUCAAAUUAGUGUUUUACAAUAAAAGUUAAGAUAUUGACUUAAAUUAAAAAUAUUCUAAAAUUGCCAAAGGUAAAGAAAGCUCUUAUUUCCAAUCAAAAUUAAGUGAUACUUCAUUAAGUAUUUGGAAAGAUAUGGGAUUAUAUAUAAUGAUUUCAUCUAUCUCUAUUGGAUAUCUAAUAUUUUCUAUUAUCAUUAUUUAAACUUAAAUAGAUACUUUUACUCCAUUUAUUCAUAAUUUUGAUUAAACUGUAAGUACUAGUGUUUACACUUCAGCUUUAAUUUCUAAACUAUCAAUCACACCUUAAAGAUAUUUGAAUCUUAAUCACUCUAGUAUAUCUACUCAGUAUACAUUAUAUAAUUAUUAAUAAAAUUAAUAAAUUUCAUAUUUCUUAUAGACUAUUACAUCUGAUAUUAGUAAAAUCAAAAAUUAUGUAUCUGAAAUGUCCAAUUUUUUAGAAUAAUUAAAUCUAAAUUAUGAUUAUAAUUCAAGCUUUAAAAAUGUUUCAAUAUAAAGUGAUUAAUAUUUAGAUAGAAUUUCAUAUUUAGAGCAAUUAAGUAUUUUGAGUGAAAUCAAUCAUUUACUUAAAGAUAAUAUCUGCUACUAUUCUUAAUAAAAUUUAUGUCAAUUUGAUAUCUAAUUCGAUUAUUUUAAUACAGGAUUAAUUGGUGCUUUGGAUUUACUUUAGAAGAUGUAAUUUAAUUAUGAUUAAUUUUUACUUGAAUAUCAUCCAAUUACCUAUUCAGAAACUUCUACUGACAAUAGCUAAUAAGUCUAUUCGUAUUACAAUUCACAAUAUUAUCAAUUAUUAGUGAUGUAUGGCUAAGAAUUAUUAUUUAAAACUUUUGAUAGAUUAGUUUACCUUCUAGAAACAUUUUUAAAUAAUGAAAAAUAUUCUAAAUAAAAAAUGAUAUAAAAUUUAUUUAUUGGAAUAGGUAUUCCAAUAAUGAUUAUGACCAUCUUUUUAGCUGCUUUAGAAAUGUAUAUGCUGAGAAACAAAGUUAGAAGAGUUAUGCUAUCUUUAACAUAUUUGCCAACAUUCAAGUACUAAGAUAAAAUCAUACUUUCACUAAUUAAAUCAAUAUUGAAAAUUUGA